AUAUGAUCUAAGAAGUAAACCUGGGCGUAAGAUCGCUUAGGCCGGAGAGCAGACGUUUUAUUUAGCUUAAUCUUCUUUUUAAAGAAAUAUAUUAGUUAACAAAAUGGGGACAUUAUUUCGGAGUCAGCCUAUGGUAUUAUGCCAACUUUUUCUACAAAAUGAAUCGGCAUAUGCCAGUGUAUCAAACUUAGGAGAACUGGGACUGGUACAGUUUAGAGAUACUAAUGCUUCAGUUAGUGCUUUUCAAAGAAGAUUUAUAACUCAAGUUCGAAGAUGUGAUGAAAUGGAAAGAAAAUUAAAUUAUGUGAAGAAAGAAAUACUAAAAGAUGAUAUUCGAAUAGAAGAAGUGGAAGAUAAUCCUCCAGCUCCUCAACCUAAAGAAAUUAUAGAUUUAGAGACUACAUUUGAAAAACUAGAAACAGAACUAAAGGAAGUGAAUUCCAAUUCUGAUGCUCUGAAGAAAACAUACUUUGAAUUGACUGAAUUGAAAAAUGUUUUGACCCAAGCUCAUAUAUUUUUUGCUGAUCAAGAUACACAUCAUCAAGUUGAUUCAAUGGAUCAAACUACUUUGGUUGCAAACGAAGUUUCAUCAUCUACUCAUGUUCAACACGGAUUUGUAACUGGCGUAAUAUUGAGAGAGAGAGUUCCAGCUUUUGAAAUGAUGUUGUGGCGUGUAUGUCGGGGUAAAGUGUUCUUAAAGCAGGCAGAGUUAGAUUCUCCAAUUCAAGAUCCCACAACUGGAUCUCUGUUGAACAAAGUUGUUUUUAUAUUGUUCUUUCAAGGCGAUCAACUAAAGGGACGUGUGAAGAAAAUUUGCGAAGGCUUUCAUGCUACAUUAUAUCCAUGUCCAGAAACAUAUGAAGAACGUGAAAAUAUGCUUAUAGGAGUGAAGACUCGUAUUGAAGAUUUGAGCCAGGUUUUGAAUCAAACUCAAGAUCAUCGCCAUCGUCUGCUAGUUAAUGCUGCUAAAAGCAUUUAUGUAUGGUUAAUAAAAGUGCUUAAAGUAAAAGCCAUUUAUCAUACUAUGAAUCUUUUUAACCAAGAUGUUACAAAAGAGUGCCUCAUUGCAGAAUGCUGGUGUUCCACGAACAAUUUACCAAGGGUUCAACAAGCAUUACGAGAUGCUACGGAAGACAGUGGAAGUAGUGUUCCUUCCAUAGUUAAUCGUAUGGAAACUAAGGAAGCACCUCCAACAUACAAUAUGGUUAAUAAGUUUACUUCUGGUUUCCAAAAUAUAGUUGAUGCAUAUGGAGUUGCAACAUAUCAAGAAGUAAAUCCUGCUCCAUACACAGUUAUUACAUUUCCUUUCCUUUUUGCUGUAAUGUUUGGUGAUUGUGGACAUGGUUUAAUUAUGGCCCUAUUUGCUUUUUGGAUGGUUCUCAGAGAAAGGCAACUAAUAGCACAAAAAAGUGACAACGAG
This is a messenger RNA of Stegodyphus dumicola, 1420 nucleotides long. RefSeq names its product V-type proton ATPase 116 kDa subunit a 1-like. The record is from RefSeq and is a predicted model, not a curated record. Gene Ontology annotation, biological process: vacuolar acidification; proton transmembrane transport. Gene Ontology annotation, molecular function: proton-transporting ATPase activity, rotational mechanism; ATPase binding. Lineage: Eukaryota; Metazoa; Arthropoda; Arachnida; Araneae; Eresidae. Gene Ontology annotation, cellular component: vacuolar proton-transporting V-type ATPase, V0 domain; plasma membrane; vacuolar proton-transporting V-type ATPase complex.